Messenger RNA from Mus pahari (shrew mouse), 1650 nucleotides. RefSeq names its product DND microRNA-mediated repression inhibitor 1 (gene Dnd1). Gene Ontology annotation, molecular function: mRNA binding. The coding region runs from base 318 to 1376 and encodes 352 amino acids. Gene Ontology annotation, biological process: mRNA stabilization; negative regulation of miRNA-mediated gene silencing; germ cell development. The record is from RefSeq and is a predicted model, not a curated record. NCBI's taxonomy places the organism in Eukaryota, Metazoa, Chordata, Mammalia, Rodentia, Muridae. The transcript is spliced from 4 exons. Gene Ontology annotation, cellular component: nucleus; cytoplasm.
CACUGGUAUAAAAAGGAGGAAACCUUUCUCAAACUCACUGGGUCUUGCUAGAGGUUUUUGUUCCCAGUGACCAUCCUGCCCCAGAGCUCCCUCCACUCCGCCCCCUUUUGGUGAUGGAGCUCCUCCCACCCACGGUCCUAAGUGGGGGCUCGAGAUUUCCAAGGGCGUGCGCGCAACGUGCAAGGAUGUCUCCUUGAGAGGCGGGGUCGUGCUCAGAGCCAAUGAGAACUUGAGGGGGCGUGGAGGACAGGGAAUCUUCCAGAGGCCGAAGCUGAAGGAAGUUCUAAAGAGGGAACUGCAAGACUUUGGAAAGAGCUAUGCAGUCCAAACGGGAGUGCGAGCAAUGGUGUGAGAGGGUGAAUCCAGAGAACAAGGCAGCACUGGAGGCGUGGGUAAGGGAGACUGGCAUCCGCCUGGUGCAGAUCAACGGGCAAAGGAAGUAUGGAGGGCCACCCCCAGGCUGGGUGGGCAGCCCGCCACCAUCAGGGUCUGAGGUGUUUAUCGGACGACUUCCUCAGGACGUGUACGAGCACCAGCUAAUCCCACUCUUCGAGCGCGUGGGACGCCUCUAUGAGUUCCGCCUAAUGAUGACCUUCAGUGGUUUGAACCGCGGCUUUGCCUAUGCGCGCUACAGCUCGCGGCGCGGUGCCCAGGCCGCCAUUGCUACGCUGCACAACCACCAGCUGCGGCCUUCUUGCCAACUCCUGGUGUGCCGAAGCACCGAGAAGUGCGAGCUGACGGUGGACGGGCUGCCUCUUAGCUUGAACCGCCGAGCGUUACUGCUCGCCCUGCAACCGCUCGGUCCCUGCCUGCAGGAGACACUGCUGCUACCCAGCCCUGGGUCUGCGUCCUCUCAGAUUGCGCUGCUCAAGUUCAGCACGCACCGAGCUGCCGCCAUGGCCAAAAAGGCCCUAGUAGAAGGUCAGUCACGCCUCUGUGGCGAGCAGGUGGCUGUGGAGUGGCUCAAGCCAGACCUAAAGCAGCACUUCCGCCAGCAGCUUGCAGGUCCCUCACUGCGGUUCCUCCGGCCAGAUGUCAGCCAACUAGCCCAGACCAGGGAGAAGCUGGGGUCCCAAGGAGCUCGGGCUGCCCUGCAACUGCUGUGCCAACGGAUGAAGCUAGGCAGCCCAGUGUUCCUGACCAAGUGUUUAGGAACAGGGCCUGCUGGCUGGCAUCGCUUCUGGUACCAAGUGGUGAUCCCUGGGUACCCAGUGCCUUUCAGCGGCCUCAUUUGGGUUGUGCUGGCCUCUGAUUGGCAGGAUGGGCAUGAGGUGGCCAAGGAUGCUGUGUCCGCACAGCUGCUGGAGGCACUGAGUGAAUCUAGGACCAGCUUGUGGUCUCCUGGGGCUGAAGCAGGUACUAUGGUUAAGCAGUGACCCCUUCUUUCUACAUGCACCCUAAAUGGGUUAAGCAGAGCCUGUGCCAACCCCCAGCCCAGCAGGCCUGGGCAGCCCAGGGCCUGGUGACAGACAGCUUUCCCUGCUGGGACAGGACCCUGUCACACCUAAGUGCUACUUUAGUUUGUGAGGAACCUUGCCCUCCCCCACUGAGCCCAGGGUCUGACCUGCUAUCCUUAGUCAAUCCCCAGCUUGACAGAUACCCUGCCACACCAGCACAGGAGCUUACUAUGAAUCUUUGUUUUUAUUUGGA